Messenger RNA from Cuscuta campestris, 1395 nucleotides. NCBI's taxonomy places the organism in Eukaryota, Viridiplantae, Streptophyta, Magnoliopsida, Solanales, Convolvulaceae. The record is from the annotation of a GenBank genome assembly.
CUAAUCAUAAACAAAUGAUUAUAUACCCCGAGUAUUUUUUUUGAAGGCAAUCAAAUUUCAUUAUUAUUCCAAUAAAUGAGAAAUACAAUCCGGGGGAGAUGUAUUCCACGUAGAAGAUUGAGUUAUCGCACUACGAGCAAGUGUAUGAGCGAUACCAUUAUCUUCCCGAGGAAUAUGAGCAACCAAUGCCGAAUUAAACUGAGCUAAAAGAGCCUUACAGCCUUUUAUUAUAGUUCCAAGAUAAGAAAAAACCUGGAUGUUUCUUUCACAAAGAGCUUCCGCAACCCAUCUGCAAUCCGUAAGGAGCUCCAUGUCUUGGAUCUCGUUAGCUCUAGCCCAGGUUGGGGGAGGUGAAACCGUGGUGACAAGCCUCAAACCAUGGAAGUUCGAACAGUCCGUGAAGAGAGACAGCUCAUGCUUCAACUGGUUUUUGCACGAUAACGUAGACGGGAGGGAAGUCUUCUCGUCGAAGCCAUCGAAGCUCGCGAUGAUGAACCCGAGGGCUUGGUUCAAAAACCGCUACUCGAACGCUCACCGGCCCUUCACGAGGCAGGGAGGGGUGGUGUUUGCGGGUGACGAGUACGGGGAGAAGGUGGUGUGGAAGGUGGAGAAGAGUGCCAUGGGGAAGACUAUGGAGUGGGAGCUGAGGGGAUGGAUUUGGCUAACUUAUUGGCCUAAUAAACAAAUGACAUUUUACACUCAGAAACGCUCAAAGUUUUUCAUCAUGAAGUUUGAAGACGCUCGAAGUUCUUCAUAUCCUGAUACAUCUAACAUAUCAAAUUUGCCCUUAGUCGCUCUCUGUCUGCGGCGAGCCGACGAUCAACGACCUCUGCCUUCCCGGCAAUCCGACGGGCGACGACCUAUGCAUUUGCGACCUCUGCCUUCCCUUAGAGCCACCGACCAACUCUUCAAAGUCCGACGCGGCGACGCCUUCAGCGACCACCGACCAACUCCUCAAAACCCGACCAACCGGGCACAUCAAAUGAAACAUAUCGUGAAAAUAUUUACAAUUUUGGUGGCUGUAUCUGCCCUUUGGACGUGGUUGCUAAAGACGGCUGUUUUACCAGAAAGUUAUACUUGGUUGCUCCCAAUCUACUUCGUCGUGUCGCUAGGGUGUUAUGGACUAGUAAUGGUUGGAGUAGGCCUGAUGCAGUUCCCUACUUGUCCCCAAGAGGCAGUUCUUUUACAGCAGGACAUUCUUGAAGCCCAGACCUUCCUGAAGACAAGAGGAGUUGAUGUUGGUUGAUCCAUGGAUGGUAAAUGCCCAAAAUUUUUUCUUCUUUCAUCUUAUAUGAAUGAGAGUUUGCUUUAACUUGUUGGUUUUGACAUCUUUCCCCUAUCUUGCACAAUGUUUGUCUCUCAUAUGAGAGAUUUCAGUAAAAUUCAUGAAUAACU